AUGACGUACCAUUAUAAAAAUAAGCAUCUUAGACGGAAGAUUGGGUGUUCUGAAAGGCACUUAAAGCACGUCCAUGGUAAUUUUAAGGUGUGUGUGUUGAAGUACGGAGACAAGACAGUCAGCAGACCUCUAAUCGAAAUGGCCUCGGGCAUAGGAGGCAAUAUCAUCAGUACCUUUCUAACAAAUAUAUUACAGAAUAAAGGUAAGAGCGGCGAAUGCAUUGAAGAGAUUUAUAAUAUUACCAUGGGUAAGUCGUGGGAGAAGAACGGUGCAACAAUAAGCAUAGCUACUUGUGCUACGAAAAACGAAAAAUACAGCAUCGAAGCAGCAAGCGAACAGAUAAAACAGGCAGCGGCAUGGAUGGAUAGAACAAUAGAUAAACAUCCUUAUGGAAGAACUUAUGAAAUGAAUUUCUCGAAUAACGGAAUGUGGAACUUAUGCUUGAAGCUAAUGAGGAAUGAUAUGUUCGAUGAAGGGUCUGAUACGCGCACGUUGGUUCAAGAUUUGGAGUCUCCUAAAGGGCACUACGAUGAUGAGAUAUCACCACACGAUGAAUUGUAA
This is a messenger RNA of Debaryomyces tyrocola, 561 nucleotides long. The record is from the annotation of a GenBank genome assembly. Lineage: Eukaryota; Fungi; Ascomycota; Pichiomycetes; Serinales; Debaryomycetaceae.